AGUUACAACAUUUAUAAAGUUAAAAUCAUUCAUUUCGCACUGUAAAUGAAAAGUAAACAGUAAUUUUCUACUGUUUCAAUUAUACAGUAAAAUAUUUUAUUAGUGAAGACUGGGAUUAAAAAGUUCUCAUGUUUGUAAAUUUCAAGAAUACACACGAUACACACUUUGUAUACUUUCUGCUGAAGGUUAGGUUAAGUGACAUUUGACGUAUCGUUAAUAAUUGUAGGCGUGUGACAAACUACAAAAGUCAAUCAAAAACAUUACAAGUCAGAAUUGGAUGUUCUAUAAAAUUAAAAUAAAAAGUUGCUUCAAAGAUGUGAUCUUUGGUGUGAGUUACAUGGUUUGUUUAAGGGGCGUAGCUAGCAAAGCGUGUAUGUGAAAAACUAUAGAGAAAAGUGUCAACAGCUUGACAACAUACUGAUUUUUUCUGUGCAACAAUGCACAAGGAAUGUAAAAAAUAAGAAUUUCGUCUUGUCUGGUAUUUUAUUAUCAGUUGAAACUUUAAUCAACUUCGAGUUACUAUAGUUUUAAAAUGACUUGAACGUCGUCCAAUAUCCAUAUCUCAAGAUCCAGAUCCAGGAUCUGUUCUACUCAUGGAAUUGAACCCUCUGGACAGAGAAGAAGACAGCAACAUGGUAUAUUCAAUUUUUAAUGAAAAUACCUGGUACUACUGGGUCAUCUCCGUAGGAACGUUGCUGUCGUUUGUAGGACUAAUUGUUGCUUGUAUUUGUAGCUGUCGUCGCAAUGAUAACAAGAGUGAGUUUCUGGGACUGCCUGGUAUGGUAACGAUCACGCAUCCUGAUAGUGAGGGCUUCAACAGACUUCCGACAUCUGACGUCUCGCAAGUUAUUACUCAGGAUAACACGGAUUGCAGCAAAAGAACAACUUCUGCAAAUAGAAGUCUUCCAGACAUUCCAAAAGAUAAAAGCUCAAGUAGUGAGAGUAGAAUUGAAUCCACUCCUCAAGAUGUUAUUUAUGAGGCAUCAGAAACAAUCGCUGAUAAUUUGGAGCUCUAUGCCACAGUACAGGAUAAAGAAAGAAAGUCUGAACGAGAAACUUCAAGUAUAUCUCAACAGAGCUCUCAAGAAGAUCCAAUGUACUCAUACGCAAGACUUAAAACUCCUCAAACCAAUAACGACGAACAUCCUUAUGCACAAGUUCAAAACAUCGAGAAGACUGAGGCCAGCCAACUCAUAAGAAAUAAUGCUAGUCAGGGCAUAGACAGUUCUUCGCCAACAACUUCUGUCAGCCAGUCGAAUGCGAACCCAGUGGCACCCCCGAGAACUCGCAGGUCGUCAUCGCACAGUUCACUUCUGUCAACUGAAAUAGUGCCCGACAUUCAAGCUGCUAAUGCCAUAUCCGGUGAAGUUCAAGCGAAUCAAGACCUACCUUACAUGACGCCCCCUCUUUUAAUUCCUCUGCCUCAUCCACCGCAGGCACAGCACAGUAAUCCUCAACAACAUUUCAGUGGGGAUUCUCAAGAUUCUAAGGGAUACACAAGCAUAAGUGUUAGAGAGCCAUUGGCUAAUAUAAUAGCUGAAACAAAACAGAGACAGCCUUCGAGGUCAUUGAUGGAUUCACAUUAUGCAACUGUUUCUGAUGAUUCAGAUGAAAUGUAUGCUGCUAUCGAUGAACAAGAAAAAGUAUAUACAAGUGGAAGUGAAACUUAUGCACAAAUUCAACCAGCUGUCAGUGAGGUUGUUAGAGUUGUGCAAAAUGAAUCCGUUGCGUCCGCACCACCGCCAUCGCGGUUGGAGGAUUUACACUUGUCUGCUCCUCAGCCUCCUAGUGUUGACAGCUUACGUCACGUGGCCCAUGCUCACUCAAGACAAGCAUCGUCUUCAAGUGCUACGAGUUCAAUAGUGAAUCCAAGUUCGCCAAAGCCUGAGAAGCGCCAGGCGAAUUCUCCAUUGCCACCGCCGCCUGAGGGACUUGUGGACGUUUACGCUCAGCCAGAGAAACGAGACAAAAGGGACGAUCGUUUAAGAGCCAGCAUCGGUUCCGGUAAGUCUUUAGAAGACAUGUACGCUAAGGUAAUUAAGAGAAAGCGCGAGACUGAGGAAGUGCAUUCAGACUUUGUCGUCGCCAUAAAUGCAACCGUUGCAAAUGCGGAUCUGUCCGUUCCAAGAAGGAAGCUCAGCCUCAUCGAAGUGAGUCGAGCUUCUUGGUCUAGUCACGAGUCGGUGGAGAUUCAAAAGCGCGAGCAGGACAACUAUUACCACCAUUUCAGCACUGAAGCGAAUCACAAUUCGGAAGGACGAGUUUCGAAGGACGAGGGCACGCGAAUUCCGAGACCAGUUGACGCCAACAAUUCGGCUGCGAAUUCAGAGGGUGAUCACGGCUACGAGUUUGUCAAUUCGAACCACAAAUCGAAUUUGAAUUUGAGGAGCGAUCAAGCAUCGAGCGAUCCUAAUUACGAAAUGCUGAGACCACAGUACAAUGAAGCUCCGAAGAGUGAAGAUUACCCGAGCACCAGUGCAAGCAGGGAAGAGACUCUGCCCAUUUACUCGAUGCCUUUCAAGCAUCGACAAGUGAGCAACGCGAGCAGCGAAGAUCCGGGCUACGAGAGAGUGAGGCUGCCGAAGAGAGUCGACCUGGACCAGGACACGGACUCCGAGCCGAAUUACGAGAGCAUGCCCCACGAACCGAAUUACGCGUCCGUCUGCCGCCCUGGAGACAGCGACGGCGACCCCAACUACGAGUCCGUUCAACACAACGACCCGAACUACGAGAGUGUCAAGUACGUGACUAUGCCUCAGAAUGUCGACCCUCCCUAUGAGCAACUCAACAAUUAUGCGGCCGACAAUUCCACCAGCGGUGGCUACGAGAAGGUCAACAAGAACAAGAAAACUGAUCCCGAUUACGAGAAAAUCGAUCCGAAUUACAAUUCGGAGCAAACUCACAAUGGCGAUACUGACGACGAUCAGUUUGCAAACGUGAGAAGCUACACGGAGAAACUUUAUUCCUGAUAUUUUACUGAAUUCAAUUUGGUGAAAGUGGAAUGAAAGGCCAAAACUUU
Leptopilina heterotoma is the source of this 3019-nucleotide messenger RNA. RefSeq lists its product as uncharacterized. The transcript is spliced from 11 exons. The coding region runs from base 594 to 2969 and encodes 791 amino acids. NCBI's taxonomy places the organism in Eukaryota, Metazoa, Arthropoda, Insecta, Hymenoptera, Figitidae. The record is from RefSeq and is a predicted model, not a curated record.